This is a messenger RNA of Arvicola amphibius (Eurasian water vole), 1680 nucleotides long. It is a transcript of the gene Lrriq4, whose product is annotated as leucine rich repeats and IQ motif containing 4. The annotation marks the transcript as partial. The transcript has 5 exons. The record is from RefSeq and is a predicted model, not a curated record. Gene Ontology annotation, molecular function: protein binding. NCBI's taxonomy places the organism in Eukaryota, Metazoa, Chordata, Mammalia, Rodentia, Cricetidae.
AUGGAACUUUUCUUAAAAGUCUUGUCCAAAGAAGUACUGAAACCAGAACAAUUACCCAAGGUUCUUCAGAGAAAUGACUUCCAGCUGGUCACUGAUAGAACCUAUUUCAUUGAUGGUUCCAACCAGGGUAUGAAAACCAUCCCGUCCGAGAUCUUGGCACUGAAAGAAUUAGAAGAACUGCAUCUGGAGAACAACCAGAUUUCAGAAAUCCCCCAGGACAUCCAGAAUUUAAAGAAUGUCAAGGUCCUCUACCUGCACAAGAACAAACUGCAGUGUCUCUGCUCGGAGAUGGGGUUUCUGAGCAGCCUGGAGUCGCUGGACCUGAGUGGCAACCCGCUGCUCUACUCCUCGCUGCGGAUACUCGGUUGUCUCCGCGCGCUUCGGGAGCUGCGGCUCUACCAAACCGGCCUGAGAGAGGUUCCCUCCGUGAUCUGCAAAUCGCUGCACCACCUGGAGCUGUUUGGGCUGUCGGGGAACCACCUGGAAUCGCUGCCCAAGGAGAUCGUGAACCAGAGCAAGCUCAAGGAGAUCUACCUGAAACACAAUCAGUUCUCGGCUUUCCCUGACGACCUCUGUGCCCUUUCCCACCUGGAGGUGGUCGAUCUGGACCACAACAAGCUUAAGGCCAUCCCGGAUGAAAUCGGGAACCUGGUGAGGCUGCAGAAAUUCUACGUGGCGUUUAACAACCUGCCUCUUAUACCGGAGUCUCUGAGCCGGUGCAGCAAGCUGUCGGUGCUGGAUUUGACCCAAAACCUCCUCCACUCCCUCCCGCCCACCCUGGAGCAGCUCACAGAGCUCACGGAGGUCGGGCUGAGUGGGAACCGCCUGGAGAAGGUGCCCCGCCUCCUGUGCCGCUGGUCGGCGCUGAACCUGCUCUACCUGCGCAACACGGACCUGUGCGGACUGCGGCGCUCCUUCAAGCGCCUGAUCAACCUGCGCUUCCUGGAUCUCAGUCAGAACCACAUUGACCACUUCCCCGCGCAGAUCUGCGCGCUCAGGAACCUGGAGAUCCUGGCGCUGGACGAUAACAAAGUGACACAGUUACCAUCGACCAUGGGCUCACUUUUAAAACUGAAGGUACUUGGACUCACAGGGAAUGACUUUUCAUCCUUCCCAGAGGAAAUCUUUCCCUUAACGUCUCUGGAGAAAUUAUACAUUGGACAAGACCAGGGAUCCAAGUUUACCUACCUGCCAGAAAACUUCAAGAAACUGAAGAAGCUUAAAGAACUAUAUAUAGAAAACAACCAACUGGAGCAGCUGCCUGCAUCCUUGGGGUUAAUGCCAAACCUGGAAGUUCUCGAUUGUCGGCACAAUCUUCUUAAGCAACUCCCAGACACCAUUUGCCAUGCACAAGGUUUGAGAGAGCUGCUGCUGGAGGACAACUUACUCACCCACCUCCCGGAGGACCUGGACCGCCUGGUGAACCUCAAGGUCCUAACACUGAUGAACAACCCCAUGGAAGACCCUCCAAUGGCAGUGUGUGCCCAAGGCAAUGAUGCCAUAUGGAACUUCCUGAAGGAAAAUAGAAUGAGGAAAAUAAUGGCCACGAAGAUUCAGGCAUGGUGGCGUGGAACCAUGGUGAGGAAAGGAUAUGGGAGUUUUGAAGAGCUACUGAGAGCCCGAAGAAAAGGGAAAAACUCUCCAAAAGAUAAGAAAGGGAAAAAGGCUGCUGCCAAAGGA